AUGUUCGCCAAAGUGAUCUUUGUUGCCCUCCUGGCCGUCGUUGCGACCUCCGCGAAGCCCCUUCUUCCGCUGGCAUACACGGCCGCCGCUGCCCCUGUUGUAGCCGCUCCUGCUGUAUCUGUGGCGUCGCCGUACCUUGCCUCCUAUGCUGCUCCUUACACCGCGGCCUACACUGCCCCAUACGCCGCUGCUUACACCGCCUCCCCGUACGCUGCCGCCUACAGUGCCCUGCCGUACACGGCUGCCCUGCCCUACAGCGCACCCUACACUUCGCUCGUGCUGUAA
Anopheles coustani is the source of this 285-nucleotide messenger RNA. RefSeq names its product vitelline membrane protein Vm26Ab-like. The transcript has 2 exons. Bases 1 to 285 code for a protein of 94 amino acids. The record is from RefSeq and is a predicted model, not a curated record. NCBI's taxonomy places the organism in Eukaryota, Metazoa, Arthropoda, Insecta, Diptera, Culicidae.